Messenger RNA from Sclerotinia sclerotiorum 1980 UF-70, 1929 nucleotides. RefSeq lists its product as hypothetical. Bases 1 to 1929 code for a protein of 642 amino acids. The transcript is spliced from 2 exons. The record is from RefSeq and is a predicted model, not a curated record. Gene Ontology annotation, biological process: box C/D snoRNP assembly. NCBI's taxonomy places the organism in Eukaryota, Fungi, Ascomycota, Leotiomycetes, Helotiales, Sclerotiniaceae. Gene Ontology annotation, cellular component: nucleus. Gene Ontology annotation, molecular function: metal ion binding; RNA binding.
AUGGCUGGAACGCAGCAGUAUAACUUUCCCCCUCCUCCACCUCCUCCCUCCGGGCCGCCGGCUGUAGGGUAUCCCCAACAAAAUCCUCAGUACGGAUAUCAACAACCUCCCCCAUAUCAGCAGACGCGCAACAACGGUCCCCCAAGAGGUGGUGGAAGAGGUGGUCAUUCUGGUCCUCCUCACCCACAUCAAAAUGGUUACAAUGGUCCACAAGGCCCUCCGCAGAUACAGGGCCCGCCAAGUGAUCAAUAUAAUCCGCAUAAUCCGGCACCUUACAUAGGGCCACCAAACAGUUCUCAAGGUCCUGGCCAUAACGGUCCACCCAGUAAUUACCCUCAGCAAUGGCAACAACAAGGUCAGCAUGGCCCCCCUCAGCAUAAUCAUGGUCCACCUCAACAAGCGCACCAGCCACCACCUCAGGUUCCUCUUCAAGCUCAGAACUACCAUCCUAAUUAUGCUCCACAAGGCUUCAAUCAAGCACCACCACAGUAUGGUCCACAGCAACCUCCACCAUUUCAACAACCUUAUGGACCACCUUCCCAGCAACCACAUCAUGGUGGCCCACCCCAACAAUGGCAAGGUCCACCUCAGGGACAACCUCAGUUCAACAAUAACCAUAGAGGCCGCGGUCGCGGUGGCUUCAAUAAUGGCCGUGGUGGUCAUGAAGCACCUCUCAUGGGGCCUCCGAUCCGCAUGGGAUUUGAGAACGAACGUGGAGAUCAUAUGGCUCAAGCGGGCACUGGUUUCCCUACUCCCCAUUAUUCCACUCAUCAAACUCCCCCUGCUCCGUUUUCUCAGCCAACCUAUCAAGCGUAUCCCCCACAAAACUUUCCUAAUGGAGGUCAUGGUGGACAGCGUCCACCAAAUGAUUCUCAUUCUUUCAACUCGAGCUCUAAUCGGGGCAGAGGAAAUGGGAAUUUUAGAGGUAGAGGUCGCGAUAAUUUUCAAUUUCGCGGCCGGGACAACAAUCGUCCUUUCAAUGGCAAUUCACAAUCUCCUCCGAUGCAUUUAAAGCCUGCAGGUGCAGGGGACAAUGCGAAGAAGAAUAAGAAGAAGCGCAGAACAAAUACCCUUGGCUUGACACCGAACGGUGUAGACCAUGAAGAUAGCGAUGAUGAAAUUGACGAUGUUGAUGAAGAAGCCCGUUUGGUCACUUUGCUUGGUCCCGACACUCCACAGUUACCUGCAGAUCUCAAGGCAUGGCUCGCUGAGCGCAAAAAUCGCUUCCCUACGAAAGCUCGUAGAGAAGCUGCUGCUGAGGAGCUUCGCUUGAAACGUGAGCAGAAUAAGACCAAUAGGUUUAAGAGAGAGCCUGAAACAAAGGUCGUCAAAAAGGAUGAUGGAGAAACCAAACUCGAGAAACAGCAACGCAAGGCCGAGAAACUCAGAUUAGAACUUGAGAAGGCUGAACGUAAGAUCAAACAGGAAAUGUCCGGUGGAAAACGCAAGCGUGAAAACGGCGACGAGGGUGACGAAGACCGUGGCCAAGUGAGUGAUGAUGACUCUGAUUCAUCCAGUUCCGACUCAGGGAAGCCGGAUGCAAUGUCGUCGCGAAACAAUGGUCAUAAUGGUAUUGUACAUGCACGAGCACCACCAACAAAAGCUCAGCUUCAACGUCACUGCAAGUACUAUUCUACUGGUGGCACCUGCGGCAAGAAGGGCAAGUGUCGCUUCGUUCACGAUCUGGACGUCCGUAACCAAGCUUUGCGAGAGAAGGAGUUGAACGGUGGUAAAAUGACUAUUGCGCAACGUCUCAUUCUCAACGAUACCGCCAAGGAUGAUUUGACCAUCUUGAAGUCUAUCAAGUACCUCAAGGAGAAGGGUUUGAUGCCAGAGUCGUCCUCUGUUAGUGCACCACCAGCAGAAGAAACCGAACCCAAAACUGAGGAGAACGAUUACACCGACGCACCCGAAUAUGGAGAGGUCUAA